CUACGACUGAAAUCUGUCACAUAAUCGUUUGGCUAUUUGCUGAGGAAAUAACUUAUUCCACAAUGACAUUCUCAACAUAUCUUUCGCUUGCAUUCUUCACGAUUUUUGGAAUUACAAAUGGCGAACCAAUCCGUGAAAUUACUGGACACGUUACAGGAAAGGUGCACGAUAACACCCCAGAUAGUGGCCUGCCAUAUUACGGUUAUCCAGCUGGCAACAAUGCCGCAGUUGGCGCUCCCGAACGAUUCCCAACAUCAUCUGGGUUUGGUAAUGCAGGACACAUUGGAGGCACUGGGCAGGGUAACACCAGACAAAUUGAAUUGCCCAAACCGCGUUAUAAUCCAGCUGGCAACAAUGCAGCAGUUGGCACUUUCGAACGAUACCCAACAUCAUCGGGGCAUGGCACCGGCCAGGGUAACACCAGGCAAAGUGACCUGCCACAACCCCGUUAUAAUCCACCUGGCAACAAUGCAGCAGUUGGUACUUUCGAACGAUCCCCAAUAUCAUCGGGGCAUGGUAAUGCAGGAAAUACUUAUACAGGUACCGUCCAAGGUAACAUCAGAGGAAGUAACCUGCCACAACCCCAUUAUAAUCCAGCUGGCAACAAUGCAGGUGGAUUUCCUCAAGGUGCUAAUACUGGUGGCAUUAGUGGAGCACGUACUCUUGUACAAUACCCAACAUCGGAGCAUGGUAAUGCAGGAAAUAGUUACGCAGGUGCCGUCCAAGGUAACAUCAGAGGAAGUAGCCUGCCACAACCUUAUUAUAAUCCAGCUGGCAACAAUGCAGGUGGAUUUUCUCAAGGUGCUAAUACUGGUGGCCAUGGUAAUGGAGGAUACGUUUCGAAUGGAAAACCGAUAAACGACAUAAACGGAAAUGUAAAUGGCGACGUAAUUGAUAAUAGCAGAAACUGAUGGUUGGUAUACCAUUUAAUGCUAAUGUGGAAGUUGUUUGUUGAAAUAAUAAAGUUAAAGAUAAGAAAGUAGUGAGCGAGCUCUUUUGUAUGAAUCAGAAUGAAUUGAAUUAAACUAUUCUGUCCAAAUUUUAUCGAGAUAUAAGACCAUUUGUAAGAAAAUAAAGCACCUGAAAGAAC
Molecule: messenger RNA, 1090 nt
Organism: Bradysia coprophila
Lineage: Eukaryota; Metazoa; Arthropoda; Insecta; Diptera; Sciaridae
Product: circumsporozoite protein-like
Source: RefSeq, a predicted model, not a curated record